GGCAACUUCUGGUAUGCAUCAAAAAAUAGCUCAACAUCAUUCCCUUUGGAACAACAUUUUUCAGAGUUCAAAAAGCAAAAUAGAGUUUUCGAUAUGGAAGGCCAUUGAAGAAGCUAAGGCGCAAUUGGCAACACUUGAAAAUGAGCUCAAAGAGCUUAAGCAGCAAAGCAUAUUAGUACUUCAUUCAGCUGAUCUGUGUAACAAUGGGUGAUCAAGAAGUGAAGUUGUUUGGUUUAUGGGCAAGCCCUUUUAGCAAAAGGGUUGAAACUGCACUGAAAAUCAAGGGAAUCAAGUACGAAUAUUUUGAAGAAGAUUUGUCCAACAAGAGUUCUGAGCUGCUCAAAUACAACCCUGUUCAUAAGAAGCUCCCUGUGCUUCUACACAAUGGGAAGCCAGUCUGCGAGUCUCUUGUUAUUCUUGAGUACAUAGACGAGACCUGGAAAUCUGAACGUUCUUUACUGCCCGAAGAUCCUUAUGCCAGAGCCAUGGCACGUUUCUGGGCAAAAUUCAUCGAUGAUAAGUGCAUAGCUGCAAUGUGGAGUAUCCGGAGGAGCUCAGAGAGACCAGAGAAAGGCAUUGAAGAACUAACGGAACAUUUGAAAACACUUGAAAAUGAGCUCAAAGGCAAGAAGUUUUUUGGUGGAGAUGAAAUCGGAUUAGUUGACAUUACUGCUAAUCUGAUAGCACUUUGGCUUGGUGUGUUACUGGAGUUAAAGGGGAUAGAAUUGCUUACAAAAGAGAAGUUCCCUAGAUUAUGUGAAUGGAUCGAUUAUUACCUUGAUCAUCAAAUUAUUAAGGAGACUUUGCCUGAUAGGGAAAACUACAGAGAGUAUCUGUCGAAUGUACUUAAAGGUUAAAUUUUAAUUUAGACUUAUGUAAAAAAAAGUUGAGCUAGUUUUGUUCAUUCAUCAUCUCAGCAUGUACCAGAGUAUCAGUUUCGUAUGAUUUUUAAUAAAAUUGGGUGUCUGUAUGAUGUUUCACUUCAGAAAA
This is a messenger RNA of Daucus carota subsp. sativus, 990 nucleotides long. RefSeq names its product probable glutathione S-transferase. The record is from RefSeq and is a predicted model, not a curated record. The transcript has 3 exons. Gene Ontology annotation, biological process: glutathione metabolic process. Gene Ontology annotation, molecular function: glutathione transferase activity. NCBI's taxonomy places the organism in Eukaryota, Viridiplantae, Streptophyta, Magnoliopsida, Apiales, Apiaceae. The coding region runs from base 204 to 857 and encodes 217 amino acids. Gene Ontology annotation, cellular component: cytoplasm.